UUCGCCCAACACCGCGCAUAUAUAAACCCUAUGGUCGCUCAUUACACUUUUCUUUACACCACAUCCUCCCAUCCCACUUGAACGACUUCCACGCACAACUUCUCGUUUAUCAUGAGCCAUCUCGUUCCGCAGCAGGAAGAGAAAUCAACCGCAAAUCAGUGGAAAGGGAGGCUCCCCGUUGACCAUGAGAUGCCUCCACAAUCUCAGAGCACAAACACGACAUCGGAAGGCGCAGCAUUCCUCGUACCUCCCCAACAGGAGAAAAGGAGAGAUCCUAAUGUAAACGAGGCUCCCCUGUACAAGGUAUAUCAUUCAGGUGUCGAACGUCUCGAAAAGAAGAUCCACGCUCAUGCAUUCGUCGAUGAUCCGGACACCAGCAGCGACGCCGCUCAACGCCGGCAGAUGGCGGCGGCUGUCUUAUCUGGUUCUGCGGGAGUGACGGGUGAGGAUCUGGGAAUUGCUGAAGAUAAAAAACUGGUUUGAGAAAGGACUUCUGUGUGGGCUUCAUGCGUAGUCAUUGGGGCUUAUUGGUAAAUGAAGGGAGCGUAUUCACCAUGUAUUUGUAGGUAACGUUAUGGACAAAUACGUUUUUCUCGUCU
This is a messenger RNA of Laetiporus sulphureus 93-53, 599 nucleotides long. RefSeq lists its product as uncharacterized. The coding region runs from base 112 to 483 and encodes 123 amino acids. NCBI's taxonomy places the organism in Eukaryota, Fungi, Basidiomycota, Agaricomycetes, Polyporales, Laetiporaceae. The record is from RefSeq and is a predicted model, not a curated record. The transcript has 3 exons.